Xyrichtys novacula (pearly razorfish) is the source of this 11531-nucleotide messenger RNA. NCBI's taxonomy places the organism in Eukaryota, Metazoa, Chordata, Actinopteri, Labriformes, Labridae. The record is from the annotation of a GenBank genome assembly.
GAAGCCCGCCGUCUACAAAAACUGCAGUACAUAGUAACAUUGUAGUCACUUACCUUUAUUCGCCUUUUUCUUGGUGAAGAGGUUAUAUUUUGAUAACGUUGUGCACACGUUCCCGCAAGGUCACCCCGGGACAAAGCCGUGCCGGUUUCAGAGGCUUUUCUGCUAUUUUAGAGUCAAAUAGGGCUCGGUGGCGUUUUGUUUGUAGCAGCAGCAACAUUAGCAAUGGCUAGUUAGCCACGUACAACAGGGAGGACAACGUUACCUUGUCAACUAGCGUCAACUGAAGCUGCUGUGCCAGCUCUCAGCUAAAACAUCGAGUGGCACAGUUUGUCCCUGAAACCUUUGGUGAGUGUUGUAUCGCCUCACGCUUAGCAACAGAAUUCUCCACCUAACUAAAUGAGAAAAUCUCUGUUAAUAUUGUUAUUAUCAUGUAAACCUAGAAAUCACUAUCUCUGUUGACCCACAGCUAUGUCGACUCAGGCUGAGUUUGGGGUGAGCAGAGGCAGCAGAGAUAAAGGUGACACUAUCUGUGUGGUGCCCGACCUCCUCUCUGAUGACUUGGAAAAUGACUUCGACCUGAAUAAAUCUUAUCCGUGUACUCAGAGACCACUGCACAAGAAAAGCAUUCAGGCUUUGAAACAUCGGUACUGUCCAGGUUCCUUGAGAGGUGAGUGUGUUGGUCGCAAAACCCAAAAUAAUAGCACACUAUAAUACAUAUAAGUACAUAGGUGAUGUUUUCAAGAAUUCUUUUGAAAGAUUUUUAUCUGCAAGUUCCAAUGCAGGAGAAUGUAGGGGAGAGUGGGGUAAGAUGACAUUUUUCAUAUUUCAGAUCACUACAUCAAGGCGAUCAUAGUUUUGUUAACUAGUUUAUCUGCAUAUAUUUCAAGAUGUUGUGCAUCCCUGCAAACCAACAGAAUGAGUGUAAACAUAACUGUCUUGGUAAUAUAGCAUGCCAAAAAAAAGUGAGCCGUAUCCCUACUACACUGGCUCAACUUACCCCUGAACUACUAUUAUGACUCUAUUAGUCCUCUAAGCUAAAAUGGUGGACUUUUAUGUUAGGUUUUUGACCUCAUGUUGUAGCUCAUAGAUACCACAAUUGAUGUAUAAAACAAAUUUAAAAUGAUCUUUUUUGGUCUGAACACAAUUCUAAUAAAACUUAUGACAGACUAAAUUCACUUUCAAGAAUGAAAAAUGUCUAACCCCUUCACUCAUGUGCUUCUAACCUUCACAGACUCCAUGAAUUGAUGCCCAUCUCCUAAAUAUUUGGUCACAUGAUCAAUUUCUUUCACCAUUUCCAAGCAACAGGGGGUGGCUCAACUUACCCCACUCUUCCCUAUUGUGCAAAAGACUGUCUCUGACUUUUGUUAAAGAUUGAAAAUUAUAAUUCUAGUGUUAAUCAGGGUAUUUAAAAACAUUACUGUCAUGGAUUUUCCCUACAGGUGAAUAUGUGAAUGUUUGCACAUCUGUGGCAGAGAAAAACCACCAAAUCUCCAGCUUGCAUCCUUGCACCCAAGUUUCUCCCAUCUCCCUACCACAUCCAUCCAGUGUGUCAGACAAAAGCAGCAUAAUCAGCCAGUUAAUCUCUGGGGAGUUUGACCUGCCUGGACCUCCAUCCAUCCUCAACCCGAAUAAAGUCAUCCUCACUGUUGAUCUUAAAACCAGACAGGUACUGUGUUUUAACUCAGUGAGAGCUUUCGCAGCUAUCAGUGCAGAGACCAAAGCACAUCCUGAAAAUGUGUUGUGUCUGUAUUUUUUCCCCCAAGAUUCUGUCUGUAAAUGAACAAGCCUGCAAACUAUUUGAGUGCACCACCAGUGAGCUGAUUGGAAAAGAGCUGUCCUGUGUCGUGAAGAAAACCAAUCAGGUCCUGGAAGAUGCUUUAGAAGAAGAUUUUCUGCUUGUGGAUGGAAGUGUUGCAGCGGUGUCUGGAAGAGUGGUAUGAAACACGCUCACUCAAAAACAUUGCAUUAAAUACCAAACAUUUCUUCCACUCAUUCAUAUACUAAAGAUCAAUGCAGUCUUGUUUCUGCAUAUGUGUAAUUAUGGGUUCUGAGUGUUUGAUGUAUAGCUUUUCCUGUAGGUGGAUGCUGUGACGUCAUCUGGAGAGGUCCCAGUAUCACUCUCUACCCACAGACAGUCAGAAAAAGAAGACAAGUGUUAUGCUGUGAUGGAUAUUGUGGAGAGAAUAUCAGCCUCCCUCUCUUUUUCACAAGAUGUUAGUACAUCAUUGGCGUUUCUUUUGGAAUACACGUUUUUAUCUUAUGUUUUUAACAGUUUAAUAUUAUUAUUGUCUAGUCUUCAUAUAGAUGCCCAUGGGUAACUUGAAUGUCGUUUCUAGGGCAGAAUCUUAACCUGUGACAUAACAUUUGCCCAACUCCAUGGGUACCACCAUCCCGAUGAGCUAAAAGGGAGGUUUGUCAAAGAGAUAAUCCCCUCUCUAAAAAUCCCCCUCCACAGUAAUGCAUUGCCCAAGGUAAGCAAACUUUACACACAGAACUGUCCCUCUCAGCUUUCUCUUUUAUACAUUUUGCUUACAAAUCCCUCUUUUACAAAUGUACUUCUUACACACUUCAGUAACACACACAAGAAAGCAUAUCCCAUACAUUUCAUUUCUGCCAGUCUGCCAGCUUUGAUUUUACUUCCACUGCUGUCUUUCAGAUGCUGAGGGUUCAGAGAGUGUGUGGCAAAGCUAAAGGAGGCUCAUCUGUCCCACUGUGCAUCAAACUUGAGGGGGCGGUGACAUGUGGGAAACCCCAACACCAAAACAACAGGACUGGUUGCACCUGUUCAACAGAGACCCUUGAGAGAUCAGAUACAGAGGAGAAGCCGCCCAGCUCACCUCUCACCCCCUCUGUGUGCAAGACAAGGAGCUCAAACCCUGAGCACAACAAGAGUAGUCAUGAAAGAGGACUAUCUGCUGGUGAGGAGGUUUUUUUAGUGAGGGGCUCAAUCCCUGGAGAAACUAUCAUAAAUACCUCUGUGUAAUUCAGCUGCUGACAGUCUUCAGUGUGAACCCUCAAACAUUUACAUAUUUUAUUUACAAUGAAAAUUACAGAAGCCAGGAGAGAUACUGUAUGACCCUGAUGAAAGAGUAAUCUAAUGUGGAGUUAAUUAAGCACUGAGGCUCAAAAGUAAAGGUACUGGAAUGUAAUGGACAUUGGUCCUCUGAAAAUUGUAAAUUUCUAAUUGGGCAGUUUACAAUUUUUUCAGAUAAACAAAUAAACAAUGUUUUUUUUUAGAUAGUAAGAAAAAAACAUCACUAAAAAGCUGAAAGUAAAGCUGUUUUUAAAUGAAAUAUCUACAGUUACAGUUGAAGCUGAAUUGUUGUUGCUCGUGACCCACAUGGGAAAGUAUUUGACAAUGUCAUCUAUUGAUAUUAUUGUAUGGUGAUGUAUUAUUAUUCCAAUAUGCAAAAGAAGGUCUGCAGUAAUUAAAAGUCUUGAGCAUGGUCUCCAACAUAAUGUUAUUGUUUGUUUACUGUAAUCUUGUGGAUGUAUCAUUUAUUGUGCAUCUUCCCCUUUGCUCUUGCAGAAGUCAAAGUGGAAAGUCUCGUUCUCUCCCCUGUUCCUGCUCUGGAGUACUCUGGAAACAUUUGGGUGUUUGCUCCUCUGAGCGGUCUCAUCCUCCUCCACCCAGAUGGUUCCAUCUGCAGCAUCCACGACCACCUGGCUCUCAGUCUGUUUGGCUACAAGAAGAACGAGCUGCUGAAGAAGGUUCGCCAUCACGACCAGCUUUACACGGUAUUCUGGACUGAGCGACAUGCCAACUCUCACGUGUGCCAAUGCUGUUUGUCAUCAACAGAGCAUCACUUUUCUGAUGCCUGGCUUCUACGAAUGGUUGUCAGACGCAGAGAGAAAGGCCAGCUCCUUCACGGAUUCUCUGGCAGAGGCUGGUAAAAGUGCAGCCUCAUCUAAAGUAUCAAGGAAAUAUGGUGAGAUCUCGUAUUUCUGAUGAGUACAAAAUAGCCAGUUGCUAGGAUUUGUCUAAAACUUGUAAAAACAUAGGGCAUAGAUGAGUUGUUGAGGGAGAGGCAAAGAUAUGAGAUGAAAUUAGGUGAAAGACAAAGGGGCAAUCCUUUGGUACAAGAGUCAAACAAAAUAUCUUAACCACUCUAGUCUCUAGAUAUUUAUAGAUUCAGUCUGAAACCUACUUAUCAAGGAUAAAAUAGUCACUGCUGCCCAUCUCUAAUAAACUUCCAAAUUCAAGCACAGGACAACAAGCUGUUUUGAAUCCCAGAAUUGAGAAAUCUCUCCAUGUAUUCAGGCAUUGAUGAAUUAAAAACACUUAAUUUAGCCAUAUGUUUAAUGUUUUUAUCUUUUGGCAAUCAUCUAAAAGAGGGUAAAAAAGACCUUAAAAACUCUGCUACAAGUAUUUGGCUUCUGUGUAGCGACAUGGUGACUCCUGUUUACAGAUGUAAUUUCCUAAAAGGACGCAUAGUUCCCUCCCCAGAUAGAAGUAGAACAAGAAAAAUGCAGGUGAUAAAAUGAAUGACAUUGUUCUCAGUUUGUCUUUUAUUCUUAGUAGUUAUUUAAAACAAACACACAGGAAUCAUGGAUUGAAAAAUGGUUGUGUGUCAUUAGGGUUGAUUCCUACUAUACCAAAUGGUGACACAUUUAUUUAUUUAUUUAUUUUGAGUCCUCUUUCUUUCUCUUGUUUUACUUUUUAGUUACGCCUUGUGUGAUUAAAGAAAAACAUUAUCCUUUCUUUCAAACUCUUAGACCCGUCCUCACUGGUGGCCGGUGACAUGGCCACGGUGAAUCACGCCGCCUUGGGAAGAACCCCGACAGGGAGAGGAAGGAUCUUCACGGGAACCAGCACAAAGCUGGACAAACAGGGAGCUUUAUCUACCCUCUCUCCUCCUGCUGUCACCUCCACACGUGUGGUAAUGUAGGUAGCAAUCCAUACUGUAUAUCCUCCAGAUCUUUAUUGGUGACACCUGAAUUCUUUGUAAAGACUUCAUUUUACCAAGGACAUUUGAUUGUCCUGGACAUGACUGUGUCAAAACCGCACCAAAAAUGCUGUUGCAGCAGUCCUUUUAACACCAAACACCUUUAAGUGGCUACAUGUAUAUUUAAUGGCUUGGCAAUAAACCUGAAAAUACAACUCUAGUACAGUCUAGCCUUAUACUCUUGCUGUUUAUUAAAUCCACUCUGCAGGGACUUAGUGUGUCUCAGUGUGUGCCAGGUUUUUGUUGGCAUUAGAUGUGGUUUAAAGUUCUUGCUUCUAACCUGGGAUUUUAAAAAGUUUGGACCUUUUUACUUCACUCUUAAAUAAUGGAGGCGAAUCAAGGAAACCUUGCUGUUCGAAGUAGGGGACAAGGAUUCUAGGUUUAUGGCAUACAAAUACUUGUCUUUUGUGCCAUCUGCUGGACAUAGUGUGUAACUGCAUAUUAACCCAACAUACAGUAUUUUUAUAUAUCUUUAUGUUGCAACUUGCAUUCCUAUCUGAAAACAUAUUUGGAUAUGCACUUUUUUUGGUAAUAUUAUAGUGGUAUAUAUCUUUCAUAUUAGAAUUUAAGAAAACUCUGAAGAGAAACUAAUUCUUUAUAGUUGAGUACAACUACAACUUUGAUGGUCUUGAGAUUGUAUUGCAGAUAGACAUGCAAGGUCGACUGCCUCUACAGUAGAAGCAUGCUUCACUCAAAGUGUCCAGGGAAAAAUGUGUCUGCUUUAAAGAUCAACUCUUAUUUUCCCAUAAUUAUCAAAGUUAUUCCUGCUUUUGAAAGCUUUAUUCAAUGAUUUUAAUUAUUUGUGUAAAAAAAAGCCCAUUGAUUGUGACACUCACCGUGAGUUUAUAAUUUCUUUGUGACAUACUUCAUGCCAUGAUUGUAAAUAGGUGUUUUCCUCUUGAUUCAUACCCUGUAGUUUUAGAUGACUUUCUGAAAUUAGUCAACAGCAGCUUUAAAGUGUCUUUGUAAUUUUGGCAUCUCUACUGUGCAUACUGAGGCUAAUUACAGGUGAUAUUUGUGAUUAUUAGUGUUACUAAACCACAAUUUUCCCUAUAAGUGGUAAGUAAGUAAGUAUUUGUAUCACCUGGUGAAUAAUCUGGUUGUUUUCUUUACAAAAAUGACCAAAGAAAGGCUUUCUGUGAAAUCCUGGUUUGUACAUCUCUUGACUUUUGUGCAUGAUAACUUUUGUGGACUUGAUUCAUCUUCUAUGUUGGAAUGGAAACACAAGAUGAAGAAAAUAAUUUAACAACUGUUAUCUGCAUGGUUUUUGCAAAGCCAGAACAAAAAGAGAGGAGAGAAGACACCUGGAUAAGUUGAAAAAAGAACAAAAACAUUUAAGAUUUGAUGUGGCAGGAUAGACGAAGCUGAUUGGUAAUGCUAUCAGUGGAGAACAACUGAACCAGAAACUGACCCUGCUGAUCCCAGAGUCCAAAUUCUUAUUGGAGAAACUAAAUUCACAACAAUAAAACUGUAACAUUUCAAAUACUGGGGAAAGUGGGCCUAUUGUACCAGAUGAAACUUGGCUGCCACGGCGUUAAUGGUAAAGUUAAGAGCCUGCAAUUGCGUGUAUCACUGGCUGUCACUUGUUAUGUGUGGGCAGAUAAAAAGCAUCUGUGCUUUUUUUUUUUUUUGGCUGUGUAUCGUAUGCUUCUUAAUACACAAUGUAGCUAUUCGUCAUCCAAAGCGUUUCAGAUGUUCAGUAACGAAAGUCAGACAGCGGUGGUUUGAGUCAGGCUGUUGGAUUUAACAGACAAAUGUCUCACUGUGGCUGCCGUCCAGGGUUUUGAUUAUCCUCUGGUCUGGAUGGGAGUUAUGCACUAUGUCACAAAUUGGCUCCUUUAAAAUGUUUGCAGUGGUUGUGUAUGUCUGUGGGCGUACAUGCACACCAGAGUGCACUUCAGUUUGGAGCCACAAAAAAUGUGAAAUCUGUUCACUCAUCUUCUGUUUAUGGGCACUCAUAGAGUGAAGGACAUGCAGAAACGUUCCAUAUUUCAUUUUAUAGAGUGAUGGUAUAAUAUGACAGUGAGUAUACACAGUGUUACUAGGACAAUUGAAAGUCCAUCUACUCCUUCCUCAGGGCUGAUGACACUGCAGAACUACUGGAUCAGGCUGCACAGGUGGCACCCUGCAGUAGCCAAAAGGACAGCACUGACACCACUCAGGCACUCCUCAAGACAUUCACCUGGGUGGAACCUCCUGAAGAAGAUACAUUUUCUGUGGUUUCCACCAAACUGACACACUGUACCCAAGAACAACAAACCCGAAGUGAAGUUUGUCAAGGCAAUGUGCCAGCCAUCCAUAUUAUACCAGGUAUGGGGACAUCUUUUUAACUUUGCCUGAUUUCUUUAGCAAAGACACUUAACACAACUCACCUACACUCAUCCAGCAGCUGUUUGUUUGUUUGUAGCGAGACCUUGGGCCAGUCCAUUACAGACUGCUGUGGGGUGACGCAGCUCAAGGAAGAACAUUUAUGAUCAUUUAUUUAUCAUUUCCUUUAAGUAAUAAUCACCAUUGUAAUCAUUUUGCACUGCAGACGCGGUCGUUCUUCUGCCUUAGCGUCUCGGUCUGAUUGCAUUUCCAUGAAGGAGUGAUCUUCCCUUUAAGAGAAGAGGCUUUAAGAAAGUAUUGAGCAUUUUUCCGUGUUUUUUUCUCUUGAAUUUUUCACAUUUUAGAUACACCCAGUAAUGGACAUGCUGUUAGAAGGGGGGGUGGUCUUUCUACAGAGGCUGGUAAAGGGAAAGUCUCUUGUGCAUCUGUCCUCCAAGACUCCAGCUUUGAGGUUAUCUCCCUGGAGAGCAGGUGAGAGCACAAGAUGCCUUCUUUGACUCACAAUCUCAUCAUCAUCACAUUAAUGCACGUACAUGUACUGCUGAUAUUUAAGCUGAUAUCUCAUUGUUGUUAAAACCAAGCAACAAUUUAAUAAUAUUGAUAGCAAUUGAGAAACAAGGUUGUUGGUAAUCAUUUUAUUGCAAUCAUUCAGACGUUUUGACUCUGCAAAGUUUAUCCUAUCCAGUCCUUCUUAGUCACCAGUUUUUCAAAACUCAAUUUCCAGGUCUUCCUCUGGUUUCUGUGAAAAGAUUGGUGGUUCUGAUCCAGGACAUAUUGGAGACUCAGCCAGCUGUUACCUGGACCUGAACAGCAAUGGGGAUCUAGUGACUCGAGGUCUAGCCGAUCUCAACCUGAGCAGUAGUAUAGAGCUGCUCAGUGGCGGAGGAUACAAUGAAGAUAAUCAACACUCAAUGACAUCCUGUGAUACGGAUGAACUCCUGCGUAUUCCCAUUCCAUGUGUGCCAGGAUCCCACCAAGAAACAGAACCUGUUGAAAGUGUGAAUGCUGCUGUCGAAGCUGCAGAAGGCUCGAGUGAAGCGCAGCAAGAAAAAGAUCAGGGCGAGCAGGUGCCCUGGGCUGCUCUCUCUACAAUUCACAAAAGUAAGAGUCAAGAGUUUUGCGGACAAAUGAAUGAAGAGAAUCAGUCCAUGACAGACAUUCCUGCCACUUCUACUCCCAAGAAACAGAAAGCAAGUGGACACAACCUGUCCUCAGAGGACAUGCAGAUAGUAGAGGGGAGUUUUGAAAGAAGUGCAUACCAUAGAGACGGCACCAGAAUAGGUUGGUACAACUUUUUGAUUUAAAUAUGAUCUACUCUUUGCAAAACAUGAAGAAAAAGACUUGAACUCUUGAUUUAUUUCCAGAUGUGCAGUGUGAUGUGUGUAGAGCUGACCUCCCUAAUGGAACAUCCAUGUUCUGUGUAUGGAUGAGUAGACUGGGACAGCAGGGGGCACUGUUGCAAACAAAUAAAUCACUGCACAACCUGUCAGAAGCCAGUCUCGGAGAGGUCAGUGGUAUUAAAAAUCAUUAGAACACAAUACUGUAUUUAUCAGCGAGGGGUUUAAAAAUGUGUAUCUGCUUUUCCUGUUUCUGUCUUUAGAGGAUAAGUGAGGCCAGUCAUGGGGAGGCCCUGCGCUCCACCGUGGACCUGGAGCAGUCUCGAGCCUGUGAUGGGCAGUUUGAAGAAGAGUACCAGCCCCUUAAAGCAAUGGGAAAAGGAGCCUUUGGUUUCGUUUGGAAGGCUUUGAGGCGCAGUGACGGACAAGAAGUAAGGAAAAAACACCAACGAAUGCAAAAGAAUGAAUCCAGUUUCCUUUCAAAAAUACAGUAUUUGUACAUAUAAAACAAAACGUGAAAUUUCCGUUGUUUUAGCGAUACGUCUCUGCUGUGUCUAAAUUUGCAGGUGGUGGUAAAGUUCAUAAACAAGGCCAGGAUUGUCAGUGACUGCUGGGUAGAUGACCCUAUGCUGGGACAAGUCAGCCAGGAGAUUGCCUUACUGACCCGAGUCCAGCACCACAACAUCGUAAAGGUGACUGCAGCGUCUAAUGAGAACCUUUUAGGGUACAAAAUCAUUGUCUAUCACGAGUACAGAAUACUUAAACUCACUCACCGUGUUUGUGUGUGCUUCUAGGUGCUGGAGGUGUUUGAGAACGGGAGUUACUUCCAGAUGGUGAUGGAGAAACACGGAGAGGGUUUGGAUCUUUUCGAGUUCAUAGACAUGCAGCCCAGGCUUGACGAGCCGCUGGCUAGUUACAUCUUCAGACAGGUAUGAACGACGCCAAGAAGAUAAAUAUGAUUUUAAUCCCUCUGUUUGGUCCAUGGAUAAUUGGAUUGUCUGUCUCUUCUCAGCUGGUGGCCGCUGUCUUCUACCUAAGGACCAAGAGCAUCCUUCACAGGGACAUUAAAGAUGAGAACAUCAUCAUCGAUAAAUGUUUCCACAUCCGCCUGAUAGACUUUGGCUCCGCUGCCAUGAUGGUUCCCGGAAAACUCUUCUACAAUUUCUGCGGCACACUCGAGUAUUGCUCCCCAGAGGUGCUUCAGGGAAAUCCGUAUGUACAUAAAAGCUCAUAAUGAAGAUGCAUUCAUUCUUUUCUGUUACGUAAUAUUCCUUCAUGAUUUUCUUUCGACAGCUGGUUUACACUGAAGAGGACUUAUUGUCCUUGCAGUCAUGUUGCUAAUUUAUUUUAAAACUUUACAGAUGAUAGCAGAAUCUAGGUCAAAACCCUGUUUUGCUUUAUGACCCAUUUCCAUUAUGAUGUGCUGUUUAAGUGUGUGUGUUUUAACAGUUUACAGGUCGUUAAGUUAGAACACCAUCUGUGAUCGCUUAGUUAACUGAUGGAUAAAAAUCUCCCUGUUGCUGUAUUAUAGUAAUUCAAUUACUAAAAUUUUUACCUUGUCUGUUUUAGCUACGAGGGUCCAGAGCUGGAGAUGUGGUCUCUUGGUGUGCUGCUCUAUACUCUGUUGUUUAGUGAGAACCCUUUCUGUGGUGUGGAGGAGAUCCUGGGGGCCAAACUCAAGCCUCCGUUCCCCCUUUCUCCAGGUAUGCUUCUGCAACAGUUUUUAUUGUUGGAAGUAGAGGUUAAAAAAAUCAAAACCCCCCCUCUGUUUUUAAAGCUUAGUGCAUCUUUGUACGUCACAGAACUGCACGAGUUAUUAUGUGAGCUGCUGCACCCUGAUGCUACUCAGAGAAUGACUCUAGACCAGCUCCUGCUGCAGACCUGGAUCAGCCAGCCCAUUUCCUUGGCGGAGUACAGCUGGUCUGAAGUAUUCCCAAUAUCUCAGAGCUACUGUGAGUACUGUUUAAUCGUGCAUUUAGACGUACAGUGAACAAAAUUGUUUGCACUUCAAAUUCGACUAGGCUCUACCGUGUUUUGUUCUUUUUUUCUAACAAAGAUUGUUAGUAUGGUCAGGUUUGUGACAGAAUAACAUGUCAUUCUUGGUGUAUAAGUUCACACAAAUAACCUGUUUUAGUCUGUACCUGUAUUUGUGAAAAUGAAGGUGAUGACCAGACUGAAAUCAACUUCUCAUCGUUUCACAGGCACACCACAGCACCAGGAGCCGGGUCCACAACUGCAUGUCACACACAGCUUGUUCCCUGAUCAGCAGGAUGAGACUCUACCUGAUGAUGAUGAGGAGGAAGAAGAUGAAGAUGACAGAUUGUCAAUGGUGGCUUUGGAGACAGAGCUUCAGAAGUACCUCCGUGAGGACUAAAGAUUUAAUUAAAUUGGAGUGAAGUCCAACAACCGUCUUGAAUGUAAAGCUGCAGAGAGGACACAGAAGGGAAAAACAGCUUGUCUAGGCAAACUCUUGUAGAGACAAAUUGAUCUUUGUCUUAAGGAUACAUAGUUUGUUGGUGAUUGUGAUUUUUUUGUUAGGAUUUGCUUGUUGACAGUGCAGGAUUUCUACAAAGCUAAGCAACAGCAUAAUGAUGUUGUAGAGGUUAUUUCUUUUAUUUAUCUGUAUUUUAUUUAUGAUUUAGGCUGUAUUAGAUUUAGAGUAUUUAGAUUCUGAAGUACUCAGAUCACUGUCAUUGUUGUUUUCUUUUAAAGUCUACAACCUGGAGUUGUUCACCUCAGAUAAAUGAAGGGAUUUAUUUUAUUGAUCCAGCUUUUAAGUAAAUGUUUUACGCUCAAUAUUUUAAUCUUUAAUAUUGUAAUCAAAACUGUAAGUAUAUUUACAAAAUUUAUGUAUUUUCAUACAUCAAUAAAUAUUUAAUCUGUCCUUUUGAUAUUCUAAAGAGUAAAGAAUGAGAAAUGC